Messenger RNA from Myotis myotis, 754 nucleotides. Its product is annotated as partner of Y14 and mago. The transcript has a single exon. NCBI's taxonomy places the organism in Eukaryota, Metazoa, Chordata, Mammalia, Chiroptera, Vespertilionidae. Bases 101 to 685 code for a protein of 194 amino acids. Gene Ontology annotation, biological process: exon-exon junction complex disassembly. Gene Ontology annotation, cellular component: exon-exon junction complex; cytoplasm. Gene Ontology annotation, molecular function: RNA binding. The record is from RefSeq and is a predicted model, not a curated record.
GCUGCUGAUCAACUGAACGCUGUCUCCGUGUCAUUCCUUCUUCGCUGACUCCGUCCACACCUUUGGGAACCCCUGGACCUGCUGGGGCUGGACCCCAACAAUGGAAGGCAAGUACAUUGCCUCAACACAGCGACCCGACGGGACCUGGCGCAAGCAGCGGAGGGUGAAAGAAGGCUAUGUGCCCCAGGAGGAGGUCCCCGUGUAUGAGAACAAGUAUGUGAAGUUUUUCAAGAGCAAACCAGAACUGCCCCCAGGGUUGAGCCUCGAGGCCAUUGCUCCUGUCAACCCAUCAAGGUCUGAAGGUGGGGAACCAGGCCUCUCCAAGACAGCCAAACGCAACAUGAAGCGGAAGGAGAAGAGGCGGCAGCAGCAAGAGAAAGGGGAGGCAGAGGCCUUGAGCCGGACUCUGGAAAAGGUGUCACUGGGAGAGACAGCUCAACUCCCCAGUGCUCCACAGGGCUCCCGAGCAGCUCCUACAGCUGCCUCUGACCAGCCUGACCCGGCUGCUAUCACUGAGAAGGCCAAGAAGAUAAAGAACCUAAAGAAGAAGCUUCGGCAGGUGGAAGAGUUGCAGCAACGGAUCCAGGCUGGAGAAGUCAGCCAGCCCAGCAAAGAGCAGCUGGAAAAGCUAGCAAGGAGGAGGGUGCUGGAGGAGGAGCUCGAGGACUUGGAGCUCGGCCUGUGAGGCCUUUGGGGAAUUGGGAAUGGACUAAAACAAACCAUGGGGCUUUCUGGGGUCCUGGGGAACAUGGCA